Messenger RNA from Acanthamoeba castellanii str. Neff, 537 nucleotides. RefSeq lists its product as uncharacterized. NCBI's taxonomy places the organism in Eukaryota, Discosea, Longamoebia, Acanthamoebidae. The transcript has a single exon. The coding region runs from base 1 to 537 and encodes 178 amino acids. The record is from RefSeq and is a predicted model, not a curated record.
AUGAUCAGCGACGAAGCUGAACCCAGCGAGGUGGAUGUGUGGGCGGCCAGGCACAAGAUUGAAGAUCUGGCAGGCACUCUCAUGGUGAAUGGCCAUUCAAAAGUCAAAGACAGCAACCCUCACCCCUUCAGUCAGCUUCCUUUCCUACCUUCACCAUCUCAGAUCAGCACUCCACCACUUCCCACCAACUCACAACCAUCAUCUGCACCCCUUCCCCAAUGCCAUCAAUCACCAAGACACAGGCAAGUGUGCAACACUGCAAGAAGAACUGCCACCAGUUACACAUCCCUGGCCAGCAGCACACUUGCACACCUGAUCAGAAGUGCCCUGGCUUCUCAUCUUGCCUCCAUCUGCCCUACCAUCCAGAAGAAAAGAAGCACCAUUGGGAGGAGGAGAGAGCAGAAUGGAAGCAAAAACAUGCACUCAAGAAGGAGGACAAGAGUGAAGUCAAGAGGAGGAAGGAUGAUCUUCUCCAUGUGCACAAGCAGAAGAAGUAUGAUGGCUGGUGGUGGCUGGCCUUGGAGAGGGUGGUGGUGA